Cooperia oncophora is the source of this 312-nucleotide messenger RNA. NCBI's taxonomy places the organism in Eukaryota, Metazoa, Nematoda, Chromadorea, Rhabditida, Trichostrongylidae. The record is from the annotation of a GenBank genome assembly.
AUGCAUGUUUGUUUUCACCAUGAAUUUUUUUUUCAGGAAAAUCCAUCAGUGGCAGCUGAGGCUAAUCAUGUGAAGGCAAGGCGAGCACUUGAGAAAUAUCUGCACUACUAUGAACGUUUCGAGAAUCACAGCAAGUCAUUAAAGUUGGAACAGCAAUUCCGUGACAAGAUCCAACGAAAGAUUGAAGCUAAGGUUAACGAUCAUGAUGGUACAUGGAUCGAUUGGCAGUACCUUCACAAUGCUGCCAGCCUCCUUACGAAAUGCCGAUACACUCUACAAUACACUUACCCAUUUGCGUAUUUCAUGGAAAAU